CCGCAACGCGAUUCCGCUCAUUUCAAAUUUUCAAACUCCCGAGAGCGGUUGCGGCGGUGUCGAUACAGCGGCUCCUGAAUCCAUCCGAAUCCGAAAGCGAAUCGCAUCCAGCCAAGAUAUCCUAUCGUGCAACUGAAACCCGAAUCCGAGUUCGAAACGAAUCGCAGUGGUGGUUCCUCUCUCGCUCUCUAGUUCUCCCUCUCUCUCGCGUGUGUGAGUGUGUGCGAGUGGCAGGAAAAGUGCGAAGCCGAAAUCUUUUCAGCUGAAAGAAAGCGCAACAUCAAGUAGCGAAAGAAAAGCGGAUCGAAAAGAAAAAACCAAAAAAAACCAAAAGCAACAAAUCGAAAUGGCAAGCGAAGUGGCCCAAAUACCCGCCGAGGAAACGCCCGCAGUGGCGUCGGCGGAAAAGUCAGAGGAGCCGGAAAAGUCUGCGGCUCCGCCAGCGGACUCCUCGGCCGCUCCAGCUGCCGCCCCUGCAGUGGAAAAGGCAGAGGAUGCCGACGGUGAAAAGAAGGACGGCGAGGCCGGAAAGCAGGAUAAGCAGCAGGAUGGAGAGGAGCCCAAAAAGGACGAGGCGGUAGCAGCCCCAGUCGCGGCCAAAUCGGAAGCCCCGCCCGCCCAGAAAUUCAAUGUGCACAAGACCAACUUCGAGAAGGACAUCAUCUAUCUGUACCAGUUCUCGCGCACCCCGCUGCUGCCCUCCCUGUCGCCCUACUGCCUGAAGGUGGAGACCUGGCUGCGUCUUGUGGGCCUGAAAUACGAGAAUGUUGAUCACAAGAUGCGCUUCCGCUCCAAGAAGGGUCAGCUGCCGUUCAUUGAGCUGAAUGGAGAGGAAAUCGCCGAUUCGGCCAUUAUCAUCAAGGAACUGUCGUCCAAAUACGAAAAGAACCUGGACUCGGGACUCACCGCCGAGCAGAGGAAUGUCUCGUACGCCACAAUUGCCAUGCUGGAGAACCAUCUCAUCUGGAUCAUCUUCUACUGGCGCGCCAAGUAUCCGGACAAUGUACUCAAGGGCUACAAGGUCAACUUGCAGCACGCCCUCGGCCUGCGGCUGCCCAACUCGAUUCUGAACUUCUUCUUUAAGAUCACCUUUGGUCGCAAGUGGUUCCAGGGCACAAAGAAGCUGAAGGCGCACGGUAUCGGUGUCCACAGCGCCGAGGAAAUCGAGGAGUUCGGCAAGAACGACUUGAAGGUUCUUAGCGAGAUGCUCGACUGUAAGCCGUUCUUCUUCGGCGACGAGCCCACCACCCUGGAUGUGGUGGCCUUCGCGGUCCUGUCGCAGCUUCACUAUCUGUCCAAGGACAUUGCGUAUCCGCUGCGUGACUAUAUGACCGAGAAGUGCCCCAACUUGAUUGGCCACGUUUCUCGCAUGAAGGACAAGUGCUUCCCCGACUGGGACGAGAUCUGCACGAAGCUGGACCUCAAUGCGCACAUUCCCAAGCCAGAGCCCGAGACCAAGGAGGGCAAGGAGGGUGGCGAGCAGGAGAAAUCAAACGAACAGGAGGGCACUGAAGGCGACAAGAUCGAGAAGGAGUUGGAGAAGGACAAGUCAAACGAGAAGGAGUCGACCGAGGAGAACAAAGAAAAGGAGGAAACAAAGUAAAUUCGCCGUUAGUUAUAUGCGUACAUAUAUCUAGUAUAUGUGUAUGAUCGAAGGAAACAAAAACACCCACAUACACACACAUUAUAUAUAUAUACAUAUGUAGUACGAUACUAUAUAGUAAGGCCCUAUAUAGCUAGGCGCUACGCUCUCAUAUAUAAGCAUUCAGACAUCAGAAAACCACUCGAAAAA
This is a messenger RNA of Drosophila yakuba, 1792 nucleotides long. RefSeq names its product failed axon connections (gene fax). Gene Ontology annotation, cellular component: cytoplasm. Lineage: Eukaryota; Metazoa; Arthropoda; Insecta; Diptera; Drosophilidae. The coding region runs from base 347 to 1603 and encodes 418 amino acids. The transcript has 5 exons. The record is from RefSeq and is a predicted model, not a curated record.